Gordionus sp. m RMFG-2023 is the source of this 1200-nucleotide messenger RNA. Its product is annotated as mitotic checkpoint protein BUB3-like. Bases 23 to 1066 code for a protein of 347 amino acids. NCBI's taxonomy places the organism in Eukaryota, Metazoa, Nematomorpha, Gordioida, Chordodea, Parachordodidae. The transcript has 6 exons. Gene Ontology annotation, biological process: mitotic spindle assembly checkpoint signaling. Gene Ontology annotation, molecular function: ubiquitin binding. Gene Ontology annotation, cellular component: mitotic checkpoint complex; bub1-bub3 complex; nucleoplasm. The record is from RefSeq and is a predicted model, not a curated record.
CCCUCUCUUUUUAUUUAAAAGAAUGUCUAUUAACAACUCUGUCGAAAUUCAUAUAUCAAACCCACCUACAGAUCUUAUUUCCAAUAUUGAAUUUCACCCAACUAAUAAUAACUAUCUAUUAGCAUCAUCAUGGGAUGGACAUUUAUAUAUAUAUGAUAUUAAUUCAAAAAAACAAAUAAAAGCUAAAUAUAAUUAUCAUUCUUCAAUAUUGGACUGUUGUUUUCAAGAUGGAAUACGAGUAGCAAGUGGAGGAUUAGAUGGGAAUUUAAACCUUAUUGAUAUUAACCAAAAUUCAGAAAAUGUUAUUGGAAAUCACAAUGCACCUAUAAAAUGUGUUGAAUAUUGUCCUGCAAUAGGUGUCUUUGCUACAGGGAGUUGGGAUACUUAUGUAAAAUUAUGGGAUCCUCGAUUUCAAGAAUCAAAUGAUAUUAAUAAAGAUAAUUCAUUGGCACAAAUGAGUAAAGUAUAUUCAUUAGCAGUCUGUGAUUAUAAAAUUAUUGUUGGAACAAGUGAGAGAAAAGUAAAUGUUUGGGAUUUAAGGAUGAAACGUAUUGAGCAAUCUAGAGAUUCUGUUUUAAAAUUUCAAACUAGACAAAUAAAAACAUUUCCAGAUAAAAAAGGAUUUGUUCUUAGCUCUAUUGAAGGGAGAGUGGCUGUAGAAUAUUUAGAUUCUAAUCCAGAGAUUCAAAAGAAUAAAUAUGCAUUUAAGUGUCAUAGGAUAAAAGAUGAUGUGAGUUCAAUUGAAAAGGUGUACCCUGUAAAUGCCAUUGCUUUUCACAAGCAAUAUGGAACAUUUGCCACAGGUGGAUCAGAUGGGUUUGUCUAUAUAUGGGAUGCAUACAAUAAAAAAAGAUUGUGUAAUUUUCACCGAUAUCCUAAUCAAAUAACAUCUCUCGCUUUUAGCCCUGAUGAUAACUUUUUAGCCAUCAGCUCUUCCCAUUUACACAAUUUUUCAGAAUCGGACACCCAUUCCGAUAUGGUUGAUAAAGAAGGCGACUAUUAUAGUGAUAGGAUUGAUCGAAUAUUUGUGAGGGAAGUCAGCGAGAAAGAAACUAAGCCUAAAUAGAGUGUUUGUUUAUAUCAUGUUAUAAAUUUUUUGAUCUUGUGGGAUUGUAUCAUGAAUUUGACAUUAUUUUGGAUUAUUUAUCUUCUGAAUAAUAUAUUUUUUGAUAAUUUUAUACAAAGCCAAUAAGUCAUAGC